AUGGUGUCCGAGGUCCCCCACGUUUCGCCUCGCGCGGCUACUGUCCACUCUGCGACAGAGCUUAUCGGCAACACUCCUCUUGUGCGACUUAACAAGAUCCCCCAGUCGCUGGGAAUCGAGUGCGAUGUCUACGUCAAGCCUGAGCUUUUCAGCGCUGGCGGUAGUGUCAAGGACAGAAUCGCCCUGCGCAUGAUCGAGGAGGCCGAGAAGAGCGGCAGAAUCAAGCCUGGUGAUACUUUGAUCGAGCCUACCAGUGGAAACACUGGUAUCGGUCUUGCUCUCGUUGGAGCUAUCAAGGGCUACAAGACCAUCAUUACUCUCCCCGAAAAGAUGUCAGCCGAGAAGGUCUCCGUCCUCCGAGCUCUUGGCGCUACCAUCAUCCGCACACCUACACAGGCUGCCUGGGACGCUCCCGAAUCUCACAUUGGUGUUGCUCGACGUCUCGAAAAGGAGCUCCCCAACGCCCACAUUCUCGAUCAGUACAGCAACGAGAACAACCCGCUCGCCCACGAGCUCGGCACUGCUGAGGAGAUCUGGGAGCAGACCGGUGGAAAGAUCAGCGCCAUCGUCGCUGGCGCCGGUACUGGAGGUACUAUCACUGGCCUGGCUCGCGGCCUCAAGAAGCACAACAAGGACAUCAAGGCCAUCGCUGCGGAUCCCCAUGGCAGUAUCCUUGCUCUGCCCGAGCUGCUGAACCAGGAACACGUCAACGAGUCUUACAAGGUCGAGGGUAUUGGAUACGAUUUCAUCCCCGACGUCCUUGACCGCGAGAGUGUCGACAAGUGGUACAAGACUGAUGACCGAGAAUCCUUCCACCUUGCUCGCCGACUUAUCAGCGAGGAGGGUCUGCUUGUCGGUGGCAGCUCCGGUUCUGCCAUGGCUGCUAUGCUCCUCGCUGUCAAGGAGUACGGUUUCAAGAAGGGAGAUGUCGUGGUUGUCGUCUUGCCCGACAGCAUCCGAAGCUACCUCUCCAAGUUCGCUGACGACGACUGGCUCGCUGCCAACAACCUACUCCCUGUGAACGGAGUCGAAUCCACAGUGAACGGCAACGGCCAGAAGAAGAACUCCGAUCCCUACGAGGGUGCUACCAUCGCCGACCUGCGUCUCAAGCCAGUCACAUCCGUCGGUGCUACUUCCACAUGCUCCGAGGCCAUCGAGACCAUGCGCGACAAGGGUUUCGAUCAGCUCCCCGUCCUCUCUGCCAGCGGUAACAAGCUCGUCGGCCUCGUCACACUGGGUAACCUUCUGAGCUAUAUUUCCAGCGGCCGCGCCACGGCCCAGAGCCCCGUGUCCGAUGUUAUGUUCGACUUUGCGCGCCUCGACGAGAUCGUCACCGAUCCCCGCGAGUUCGCCUCCCCCAUCAACCCCGGCAAGCGCAGACAGUUUGUCGAGAUCACCAAGGACACACCCCUCACUGUGCUCAGCAAGUUCUUCGAGUGGAACAGUGCGGCCGUCGUCACCGAGAAGUCCGACGACUCCAAGUCGCUCUCCAAGCCCAUUGCUGUGAUCACAAAGGUUGAUCUCCUCACAUGGAUGAUCAACAAGAAGCUGUAG
This is a messenger RNA of Fusarium sp. VM40, 1554 nucleotides long. The record is from the annotation of a GenBank genome assembly. NCBI's taxonomy places the organism in Eukaryota, Fungi, Ascomycota, Sordariomycetes, Hypocreales, Nectriaceae.